Molecule: messenger RNA, 1077 nt
Organism: Eremothecium cymbalariae DBVPG#7215
Lineage: Eukaryota; Fungi; Ascomycota; Saccharomycetes; Saccharomycetales; Saccharomycetaceae
Gene: CDC73
Product: Cdc73p
Exons: 1
Coding region: 1-1077 (358 amino acids)
Biological process (GO): transcription elongation by RNA polymerase II; positive regulation of transcription elongation by RNA polymerase II
Cellular component (GO): Cdc73/Paf1 complex
Molecular function (GO): RNA polymerase II complex binding
Source: RefSeq, a predicted model, not a curated record
AUGAAGCUAACGCAGUUGAGGAAUAAAUUGAAAACCAGUUCUGAAUUAAAGCUGUUAGACGAAAAUGCUCAAGAAACAGAUGAUAUUUCAGCCGCCAAGGAUUUAAAAUUAGACUCUGAGACAAUCUCCUUAGAUGAGUUAACAGAUUAUAAGGUAGAGGAUGUUCAGCUUUGCUUGCGAGUUGUUGUGCAUUGCUGGUUGCAUAAAGACUCAAGUGCAGCAGAUUAUCUAGCCGAUUGUCAGUCGAAACAGCUGACAAAUGUGUCCUUUUUGCAGAGAAAUGAUUUGAUUCAAUGGCUAUCUGGUGAAUCGCAAGUAUCACAAUAUAUUGUUGAAGGGGAUGAUGAAGCGACCGCGAAGAACAAAGCUCCAGUAGUUGUUGUACCGGAGUCGGAGGACGAUCGAGUUUUAAAAGAAAUUAUGUUGCAUGAAAGAUGUCUUGCUGACCAUAACUCGUCACUGAGAGGAACGAAAUCGAGGAAUUUUGGGUAUUUGAUUAAAGAAGCUGAGCUCAAGAUAGUACAUCCCUUAAAAGCUAGUCGUCGGUCUAAGGUAGCUGCUGGCAUUUCAAAGGAUGCAGGAGCCCGCCCAUCUCCAGCAACAGACCCCAUUAUUUUAAUCCCAUCGGCAGCUUCUUCCAUUUUUACUAUUUCGAACAUUAAACAGUUUCUUGAAAAUUCCCAGUAUAUACACCCAAAGGAUCUUUCUACAGUUAAAAAUGAUUUAACCUCUGUUGUGAAGAAGUUCGAUCGAAUCUCCAGACCCAUCAAGUUUUUGAUUGUCAAUAGCACACGGCUGUUUACAAAACCGGAAUAUUGGAACCGUGUAGUUGCAAUUUUUACCACAGGCCAUGAAUGGCAAUUCAAGAACUAUCAGUGGUCCAAUCCAACUGACCUGUUCCAGCGUUGUAAGGGCUAUUAUUUCCAUUUUGCAGGGGACGUAAUCCCCAAACAUGUAGACCAGUGGAACGUACAGAAAGUUGAGCUCGAGAAGAAUAAGAGAUUCAAAGACCUCGAAGUCUUGAGAUUCUUCUGGAAUACGAUGGAGAAGGAGUUACUAGCGAGGGGAUACCAUUGA